Osmia lignaria (orchard mason bee) is the source of this 3757-nucleotide messenger RNA. It is a transcript of the gene ncm, whose product is annotated as pre-mRNA-splicing factor nucampholin. Gene Ontology annotation, cellular component: catalytic step 2 spliceosome. The record is from RefSeq and is a predicted model, not a curated record. Gene Ontology annotation, biological process: mRNA splicing, via spliceosome. Gene Ontology annotation, molecular function: protein binding; RNA binding. NCBI's taxonomy places the organism in Eukaryota, Metazoa, Arthropoda, Insecta, Hymenoptera, Megachilidae.
UUUCCUUUCACUAUUUAGUACUAUAUUAGAAUAACUAAUCCCUUAAUUAUUUAUAUUUCUUGUCUCCCUUUUUAUAGUUUUAAUAAUACUAACUAUAUCAAUACCGCGUUGGUCUUUUAAGUGCAUUAUGCAUCCCUAUGAAAACAGAAACAUACCUUGUUCAAACGUCAGUGGGCACUUUGAGUGCAAUUAAAUAGUGUAUGAAACAUUUAAUAAAUAGAAAUGUGUAAUUUAAUAUAGUAUAUAAGUACUAAUAAUGUAAUGAAUAUAGUGUGUAAUGUAACGAACUUUCAGACGUAUAUCGUUGCUAAAGAAGUAUAAUUACAAUUUUGAGGUUAUUCUGUAUAAGAGGUUAAGUUCUAUCAAAGCAUUAUUAUACAUAACUUUCAGGGUAGUUGAAAAUUGCUCCAAAUUGCUGCUUUCAAAUUUUAGGUUUACAAUGAAGAGGUCACACUCUCGACGGGAUAGAGAUGAUUAUGAACGUGCUAAACAUCAUUCAAGAGAUGAAAAUCAUGAAAAGGAACGAGAACGUAAUCGAGACCGAGACCGGGACCGGGAUAGAGAAAGAGAUCGACAUUAUAAUGAUAGAUAUAAUAGAAAAAAUGACCAGAAAAGAAAUUAUGAUGCUGAAGAAUCAAAUACAGAAUAUCGAUCGUACAAACGACAAGAUUUAAGAAGAUCAAAAGAUUAUGAAAAAGAAAACAAAAGGAAACAAGAAAAAGACAAAGUUAUAGAUUCAGAAAUGGGGAAGAAACAAGAAACAAAUGCUGCUGACGAGGCAUUAGAAAGACAAAAUCGAACUGUCGAGUUAUUAACAUCAAGGACAGGUGGUGCUUAUAUUCCACCUGCAAAAUUACGUUUGAUGCAAGCUGAAAUCACCGACAAAUCUGGAGCUGCGUAUCAACGUAUUGCAUGGGAAGCUCUUAAAAAAUCUAUACAUGGUCAUAUUAACAAAGUUAAUAUUAGUAAUAUUGGACUUAUUACACGAGAACUUUUAAAAGAGAACAUUGUUAGAGGUAGAGGUUUGCUUGCUCGAUCUAUUAUUCAAGCUCAAGCAGCUUCGCCGACUUUUACCUCUGUUUAUGCAGCCCUCACAGCAAUUAUUAAUUCUAAAUUUCCCAAUAUCGGUGAAUUAAUACUGAAACGUCUUGUAAUACAAUUCAAACGUGGUUUUAGAAGAAAUGACAAACCUCUUUGUAUAUCUUCGGGAACAUUUAUCGCACAUUUAGUAAAUCAAAGAGUAGCGCACGAGAUCUUAGCUUUAGAAAUUCUGACUUUGUUAGUAGAAACGCCAACAGAUGAUUCUGUAGAAGUGGCGAUUGCAUUUUUAAAAGAAUGUGGAAUGAAAUUAACUGAAGUUUCCAGAAAGGGUAUAGAAGCUAUAUUUGAAAUGUUAAGAAAUAUAUUACACGAAGGACAAUUAGAUAAAAGAGUACAGUAUAUGAUCGAAGUCAUGUUUCAAGUUCGAAAAGAUGGUUUUAAAGAUCAUGAGGCUGUUCCAGAAGAACUCGAUCUUGUGGAAGAGGAAAAUCAAUUUACUCAUCUAGUGACGUUAGAUGAAGCAACUGAUUCCCAGGACAUAUUGAAUGUUUUUAAAUUUGAUGCAGAAUACGUAGAUAAUGAGGAUAAAUAUAAACAAUUGAGUAGAGAAAUAUUAGGUUCAGAUGUGAGCGGUUCAGAAAGUGAAGAAGACGACGAAGAAGAAUCCUCAGAUGAAGACAGCAGCACUGCUGUAGUGGAAGGAAAAGAGGAUGUGAUUGUAGAUAACACAGAAACAAAUUUAACAGCACUUAGAAGAACAAUAUAUUUAACGAUACAUUCGUCGCUAGACUUUGAAGAAUGUGCACAUAAAUUGAUGAAAAUGCAAUUAAAACCUGGCCAAGAAACUGAACUUUGUCAUAUGUUUCUAGAUUGUUGUGCCGAAAUGAGGACAUAUGAAAAAUUUUUUGGGCUUUUAGCCGGCCGGUUUUGUGCCAUUAAUAAGAUAUAUGUUACACCGUUUGAGCAAAUCUUUCGAGAUUCAUAUCACACAAUACAUCGUUUAGAUACAAAUAAGUUACGUAAUGUAUCAAAGUUCUUUGCACAUUUAUUGUUUACUGAUUCUAUAUCAUGGGAAGUGUUAUCUUGUAUAAAAUUAACCGAAGAAGAUACUACAAGCUCUAAUAGGAUAUUUAUCAAAAUUCUAUUUCAAGAACUAUCAGAGUAUAUGGGACUAUCUAAAUUGAAUCUACGUGUUAAAGAUGUUACAUUACAACACGCAUUCGAGGGUUUAUUUCCUAGGGACGAUCCAAAAAAUACCCGAUUUGCUAUCAAUUUUUUUACGUCCAUCGGUUUGGGCGGACUUACGGACGACUUAAGAGAACAUUUAAAAUCUCAUCCAAAACCCACAAUAAUACCUGCUCUGGAACAGAAACCUGAAAGUGUUUCAAAUUCUGAUGAUUCUUCUACUUCUAGUUCAAGCACAUCCUCGUCGUCGUCUUCUUCAUCUUCAUCUAGUAGUUCAAGUUCAGAUGAUUCUGAUGUAUCUUCAGAUGAACAAACGAAAAAAGAGAAAAAGAGGAUGAGAAAAGAAAGGAAAAGAAAACAGAAUACAAAAGAAACCAAAAAGAAGCAUAAGAAGAAAGAGAAACAUAAAGUGAAAAAAGCUAAAACUAAAUAACAUUUAUUGUAUAAAUAAUAAUCAAUAAAUAUAUGUAUGCUCCUACUGACACUCAUAUCUAUAAGAUAUUUGUAUACAAAAAAAGCAUUUGAAUGCUUGAUAACAUGUAUAGGUAAAUACAUAAAAUAUUCCUCAAUUUCAAUAAAUAUAUUUUCAACAACAAUCUUAGCUUAAAAAACAUAAAUAUAUCUUUAAGUAAUAAAUGUAACAUAUUUUACCCUUUCAUUGCGUCGCUGAAAAUAAAGAAAACAUUAAAAAGUAUACUUAUGCGGCUACUGAUUGACAUAAUCAAUUAGUAUCGGGCUACACAGUCAUUUUAUUCGCUCAAGGCAUAAUUUACAUUCCUUAAAAGAAUAAUAGAGCUCUUAUUUGUGUAACCAAAAUACUAUCAUAAAGCGUAAUACGCACGGUAUAUUAUGUUUAUUCUGACACUGAAUACAGAAUAGCCGGAUGCAGUUUUAUGCAUGUGGGUGUGUAAAUCGUGUAGACUAUUUUGACGGGGAGAUCACGUGAUUAAAUACUCAGUCGCCGCCACUACUGCUGCCGUCGUCCGACUAACCAGCCGAUACUAUGCCACAAACGGUAGAUACGCAGACUCAACCGUUCCACAUCUUUUGGAAGCAAGCGCGGUCUGGAACGAGAUCUGUGACGUGCAUAUACAUGUGUAUCACACACUAACUUAAUAGAUAUCAGAGUACGAUAGAAACGAAAACUGCUAACGUGGUAGAUACGGAGCGCGGUAGGAGGCCAAGCGUAAUGCUUGGUCGGUGGAAGAAGCGGUGUUAACGAGGGGGAUAUACAUAGUGAACUUUGUUUAACGAUGUGAUGUUUGUGUAGUAUGAAAACUGUGUAGAGAGUUUAUGAUAACUGUUUGACGUUGAAAACACACGAGUGACAAAGACGUAAUACAAUGCAUAUAUACGAAAUAAAGAACAUAAUACUCUGUAUGGUUAGAGAAAAUAUACCAUGAUAUGAAGGCCCUCUAAGGCUAAGGACACUGGUGCUAUCUCCUCGUGUUUACAUAUGCAUAUGAUCGUGGUGUAUGCGUACACAUGUGUGCAAAAAAACAACGAGGUGGAGUAUUUGUACCACAAAAAA